Molecule: messenger RNA, 549 nt
Organism: Penicillium nucicola
Lineage: Eukaryota; Fungi; Ascomycota; Eurotiomycetes; Eurotiales; Aspergillaceae
Exons: 2
Coding region: 1-549 (182 amino acids)
Source: RefSeq, a predicted model, not a curated record
AUGGAUAGUCUUCACAAUGAGCAUGAAACGAAAGUUGAGCAAGAUCAAGGCAGAGGAAGCGUCCCGCCGGGUUACAUAAAUGAGCUGCCAGAAUUUCCAGCGAUGCAGGAUCUGGGUCAGCAGCCGCUGCCCCCGAGCGAGGCACACGUCUUGGCCGUUGAACCAUUCCAGCCACUCGUCGAAGAGUUGAAGCGGCUAAAUCAGGACGACCCGCAACUCGCGCACCAGGCUGCACAAAUCGUGAGGCUUUACCGACGGCUGUAUGAGUCCUAUGCUGCAAGAAAGUCUGAGAGCCAACGUCUUGAGAAGGCGAAUGGGGAACUCCGCACGGCACACCUCCAAUUAUGCCAAGAGAGUGAAUACUUGAAGGGUCGAUACGCCGAACAGGAAGAAGAACUGGCCUAUUUUGAACAAGCCUUUGACAAACUCAGCGGAGGUAUCGGGAGCCUCCUAGCGGACUCAGAGGGCUGCUUUUCAGAACCGAUGUAUGAGGCAGCUAGCAAAGUAAAUGGAGGCUCCUUAAACUGUCAUAUUGAAGCUUUUAAGUAA